AUGAAUACUUGCUGCAAUGCUAGCUGUAGUAGCUGGACUGUCGAGCUGGGAGCGAGGCUGGUGUUCGAGGGCUUCCAUAGUACAAGCGGCGGUGCAUCCCGGAGACCGAUGAAACCUAUUGACGUUAUUGCUGGUCAUCAAACUCUCAGCGGAGACUCCAGUAGCCAUCAGCGCUAUAACCACGAGACAACGAUGAUGACAGCAUUGUCAACGGAAACGCAAUCGCCAAACCAGACAGACUACCAGCCGACGUCCCCGAUCGAGGAAGUCACCACGGCACUGCACGGCAAAACGCUGAAGUUCAUGCUGACCCACGAUGUCAACGUGCGCCUGCCGGAGAUCAUGUUCGACGGGGCGGUCCUACGCAUCGAACCGCGUGCCAUCGAGGGCAACGGAAUGGUCGCCAAGAUGGAGUUCAUCCCGCGCACCGCACUCCAGUCCAGGGGUAUAACAGAGCCGAGGAUUCUGUUCAAGAAAAUUAAAAAACUAUUCACCGGUAAACUGCUACUGGCCUUCCUCGGCGUAAUUCUGGUGCUGAAGAUCAUCAAAAUCAAGAUCAUGUGGCUAUUCCCGCUGCUGGUCGGCGUCGGAACGGCCAAAAAGCUGAUCCUGAAGUUCCUGCUGUUCCUGUUCCCGGCACUGUCGCACAUCUUCAAACUGUGCUCGUACUACCACGAAUCCUACCACAAGCCGAACUUCCACCAUCACCAGCAUCACAUCAAGCAUUUGCACUCGUUCUAUGCACCGCACGAACAUGGUACCAUCACUGCCAACCUACCGGAGCUGAUCUACACCAAGCCACCCCGGGGACACCCGUCGGAAUACAUCCACGGAGCACCGGUACCACCGCACUCACACUUCCAGCCCGACUUCCACUACGAAUCGUCCGGUGUCGGACUAGGAUCCGAGUUCAUUAGCGAUAGAAACUCUUACGUAGACACCUCAUUCAAACCAAAGUACGAGGACUUGAAUGAUAUCAAUGCAUGGGGUUUGGGCACUGGUUCAACAACAGCACAACCACAACCACCACCACCACCACCACUACCAUCAUCAUCAUUCUCUUCACCACUCUACGGUAGUAGUUACAGUAAAAGCAGCAAUGUAAAUCCCCUCACGCAUCAUCAGCCAAGAAUUUCUGGCCCGAAACCGGUAUAUGGACCACCAUCGUCAGGCUUCUCGUCGUUUGCCUCCAAGCGAACUCCGACCGGAGCGGCCACUUCGAUUGCAGCCUCGUACGUGUCCGCCCCGGCCGGUUUGACAAUGACGGCGGAGGAACAAAUGAUUCGAGAGGCCCAGCGGCAGGAGGCUUACAGGAUAGCCCAGGAGCAGAGGCUGAUCGCGAAACAGCAGCAGAUCAUCAAUCAGCAGGCCUUCAUGCAGGAGGGCGUCACACCGCGGCCAGUCGAUCCGUUCUACAGCCCGAUCCUGCAGCGGAUGGACAAGGUGUUCAAUUCGCUCGGAAUCUUGGACGAAAACUGCCGCGAACGGCUCGUCUGUGCCAUGUACAAGACCCCGGCUAAAUUCAGUCCACACAGUAACUACAUCUCGGCGGAACUGAGCAGGGACGCCUCGGAACUGCAGAAGCCCACCUCAACGAACGGAGCCGUGAUUCGGUUCUACCGGUAUGUGCAGGCGGCACGCGAUGGCCAGGACCAGCGCGAUUGCCGGCAGCUUUACUCGCUCUGUACAAUCAACAUUGACAAGAAGAAGUAGUAACGUGCCCAAGACAGCCGACAGCCAAGCUCCCCAUCACAGAAUCGUGCACGCUUAGCUCAAUCGCCCGUGAUGCAGAUAGGGAUGUGGAAUCGAAACAGGGACCAACGAAACACGGACCUCCGGAUUACGAAUGUGACGAACCCCAUUUGACUGUGCGUGUGUCGGGUAGCAUACCGACCCAACGCAUUAGGAUCGAUGAACAAAUUUAUUGACUGCCACUCAAUGAUGUAAAUAGUAAAUAGCCGGGAGUGGAUGAAUUUAUGAUGUUUAGCAAAAUUAAGUCAAUUUCUUCCGCAAUACAAUCUAGCUCUGGAACACUCGUGUUUGUCGUAGCAUUAAUUUUAACUGAUUAUAUCUAGUAGGAGGAAUGCAGCAGUAGACUAGUGAACUGAAAAGGGUUAUCAGGUGUCGGAAAAUGCCGUUAAAAUAGUUACUGAGAGUACGCGAUUUAGGUUCUAUCGAAUACACUGCACAUCUACAGCCUAGGAUCAACUUUUGCUUUGGUCAAACAUUUCGAAGCCGUGCUUUGAGAAAAAAGACGCAUGCACACUUACGUAAUUUAUUUCAGGUCGUUUGAAACGUCGUUCGCUGUAGGAAGAAGCUCUAUCUAGUGUUAGGUUAUUUAUUUAUUUAUGGACACACAAAUCUAAUUUAUUUAUUUAUUGAUCUGUAAAAAAA
Molecule: messenger RNA, 2394 nt
Organism: Topomyia yanbarensis
Lineage: Eukaryota; Metazoa; Arthropoda; Insecta; Diptera; Culicidae
Exons: 9
Coding region: 1-1713 (570 amino acids)
Source: RefSeq, a predicted model, not a curated record